Symbiodinium sp. CCMP2456 is the source of this 1212-nucleotide messenger RNA. The record is from the annotation of a GenBank genome assembly. NCBI's taxonomy places the organism in Eukaryota, Dinophyceae, Suessiales, Symbiodiniaceae.
AUGAAGUGGACGAAGCCAACCAGGAUCCAACAAGAAGCCAUUCCCUGGGCCUUGCAGGGCCGGGACAUCAUUGGCUUAGCGGAGACCGGCAGCGGUAAGACCGGCGCCUUCGCCUUGCCCAUCGUGCAGCGGCUUCUCGACGACCCCCAGCGCUUCUACGCGGUUUGCUUGGCUCCAACACGUGAGCUGUGCGUGCAGAUCGGUGAGCAGUUUGAGGCCAUCGGCAGCACCAUCAAGCUGCAGACUGCCACAGUGGUGGGUGGUCUGGCCAUGGUCGACCAGGCCAUGGCCCUAGCAAAACGACCACACGUCGUCAUCGCCACGCCUGGCCGGCUCGUCGACCACUUGGAGAACACCAAGGGGUUUCACCUGAAAACCAUCAAGUACCUGGUCAUGGACGAGGCGGACCGGUUGCUGUCCAUGGACUUUGACGAAGCCUUGGACAAGAUCCUCGAGGUUGUACCCAGAGACCGGAACACCUUUCUCUUCUCGGCCACGAUGACCUCAAAGGUCUCCAAGUUGCAGCGCGCAAGCUUGAAGAAGCCGGUGAAGGUGGAGGUGAGCUCCAAAUGUGAUACAGCGGCCGGGCUGGUUCAGAACUUCAUGCUGAUCCCAUUUAAGUUUAAGCACACCUACUUUGCAGCCUUGGUGGCUCACUUUAUCCACUAUGCGGUCAUGGUCUUUACAGACACAUGCCUUGGAGCACAAAGGCUUUCCGUUUUCUUGAGGCACAUGGGUAUGAAGUCCAUCUGCCUCCAUGGACAAAUGAGCCAGGCGCAGAGACUUGGGGCACUCAGCGGAUUCAAGGCCAAAGAGCAAAGGAUCCUGGUGUGCACGGACGUGGCCUCGCGAGGAUUAGAUGUUCCGUCAGUAGAUUUGGUGGUGAAUUACGACAUUCCCAAAAACUCCAAGGACUACAUUCACAGAGUUGGACGAACGGCGAGGGCCGGAAGAAGCGGACGAGCUGUCACGAUAGUCACCCAGUAUGAUGUGGAGCUCUUCCAGCGAGUUGAGCAUUUCCUUGGCAAGAAGCUGGAGGAAUUCACCGAGCUGGUGGACACGAAGGUGAAAGCCAGCCACGAGCGCGUGCUCGAGGCGCUCCGAAGCACUGAGCUUGAGCUCAGAGAGCAGGACGAAGGCACCUCCGAACGAGCUGUGAAGAGGAAGAUGCAUCAGCAGAAGUCCAAGGGCAAGAAGGGCAGGCGCCGAUGA